AUGUUGUCUGAUUCUAAUUUAUUUUCUUCUGGUGGUGGGAAUAAAAUACCUAAAAAAGAUAGUAAACAUAAUCUUUCUGUAGGUGUUUCUGAUGAUAGUGAUGAAAUUUCUCCAGAAGUCGCUUCAGAUGAAGAAAGUGCAUCAAAAAACAAUUAUUUGAAAACUGAUCCUGUACAUGAAUCUGAUAGGAUUCCAGAACUGGAUUCUACUUCAAGCAUCAAAUCAGGAAAAAAUAAGGAACAAAAGAAAAAUAAAAAGUCAAGCGAUAUUGAUUCAGAAAAUCAAGUAGUAAAAAUACAGAAAAGUUCAUCUUCAGAAUCUAUUAAAGUUGAAGAUGAAAUAAGUUCUGAAAAUAAAGAUCCUAAUGAAAAUAAACCAGAUAUAGGAAAAGAAAAGAGCGAUUAUGAAGAUCACAAUUCAAUUUCUCCGAAUAAAAGUAGUGAUUCUGAGGCGAUUGAUUCGCAGAAACAAUCUAAAAUACAACAAAAUGAAAUUUCAGAUAAAAAUAACAAUGAAAACAACAAAGAUCAAAAUGAUAAAGACAAAUCAUCACAUAGCGAUACAUUUAUUACAGAUAAAGAAGAAAAAUCAGAAAAGAAAGGGGAAUCUAAAAAGAAGAAGAAAUCGUCUUCUUCUUCAUCCUCUUCGUCUUCAUCUUCCUCUUCCUCUGACUCAGAUAAGAAAAAGAAAGACAAGAAAAAAGAUAAAAAGAAAAAAGAAAAAGAAAAUAAGCCAGAUGAGAAAGAAAACAAAUCAGAAGCAGGAGACUUACAAAAUGAAAGUGAGAAAAGUGAAAAGAAAGAUAAAUCUGAAUUUGAAGAUUUGAAAGAAGAAAAUAAACCAGAAUCUGAUAAAGAAAAGAGUAUCAAACAAGAGAGUGAUAAUUCUAAAUCAGAUAAAGAUAAAUCUUCUGAAAAAGAUAAAAAUUCAGAAUCUGAAAAAUCGGAUCGUAAAAAAGAGAAGGUGUCAUCUGAUAAAGGAAAAGAGGAUAAAUCUGAUAUUGAUGAGAAGCAUGACUCUGAUUCAGUAAAAUUAGCAAAAUCAGACAAAUCAAGUUCAGAUUCGGAGAAAAAGUCAGAGAAAAGCAAGUCUUCUUCAUCAUCCUCUUCUUCUUCAUCUGAUUCUGACUCAAGCAAAAAGAAAAAUAAAAAAUCAGAUUCAGAUAAAAAAGAAAUAUCAUCUUCAAAAGAAAGUAGAGACAAUGAUGAAAAACCUCGCGAUAUUCCGAAGUCAAAUUCAAACCCUUCUGUGAAAUUAAAGAAAGAUAAUAAUUCUUCUGCCUCAGAAGGAUUUCAUUCCCCAAAGCAAUCGCCAAUAAAAGAAGAAACCAAGGGAGAGAUCAAGGAAUUUGAAAUAUUGGCAGUUCAGGCAGAAACAACUGAAUAUAAUGAUACCGGAGAAGAGCCAACACCAUUUAAAUAUGAAGAAGCAUAUAUGACUACAAAGCCGAAGAUAAAUACUGCUGUUGCUAUGCAAAACCAGCAACAUCAACCUAAAUCAGUUCAUUCAAAAGCUUGUUUAUUGAUCUAA
Trichomonas vaginalis G3 is the source of this 1530-nucleotide messenger RNA. RefSeq lists its product as uncharacterized. The record is from RefSeq and is a predicted model, not a curated record. The transcript has a single exon. Bases 1 to 1530 code for a protein of 509 amino acids. Lineage: Eukaryota; Parabasalia; Trichomonadida; Trichomonadidae.